UGCGGCCUCGUCGGGCUCCGCUCCCGCUCCCGUUCCCGGCCCCGUUCCCGACCCCGCUCCCGUUCCCGGCCCCGUUCCCGGCCCCGCUCCCGGCGCAGCCAUGGCGGACGUGACCGCCCGUAGCUUGCAGUACGAGUACAAGGCGAACUCCAACCUCGUGCUCCAAGCCGACCGCUCGCUGAUCGACCGCACGCGCCGCGACGAGCCCACGGGCGAGGUGCUGUCGCUGGUGGGGAAGCUGGAGGGGACACGCAUGGGGGACAAGGCCCAGAGGACCAAGCCCCAGAUGCAGGAGGAGAGAAGAGCCAAGAGGCGGAAGCGCGACGAGGACCGGCAAUUGGUUUCCGUGGAAAAGCUGCCCAAGUACGCCCAGGCCGGCUUCGAGGGCUUCAAAACCCUCAACAGGAUCCAGAGCAAACUGUUCCGGGCGGCGCUGGAGUCGGACGAGAACCUGCUGCUCUGCGCUCCCACGGGCGCGGGGAAGACGAACGUGGCGCUGAUGUGCAUGCUGCGGGAGAUCGGCAAGCACAUCAACAUGGACGGCACCAUCAACGUCGACGACUUCAAGAUCAUCUACAUCGCGCCCAUGCGCUCCCUGGUGCAGGAGAUGGUCGGCAGCUUCGGGAAGCGCCUGGCCAGCUACGGGAUCACGGUGGCCGAGCUGACCGGGGACCACCAGCUGUGCAAGGAGGAGAUCAGCGCCACGCAGAUCAUCGUCUGCACGCCCGAGAAGUGGGACAUCAUCACCCGCAAGGGCGGCGAGCGCACCUACACGCAGCUGGUGCGGCUGGUCAUCCUGGACGAGAUCCACCUGCUGCACGACGACCGGGGCCCGGUGCUGGAGGCGCUGGUGGCCAGGGCCAUCCGCAACAUGGAGCUGACGCAGGAGGACGUGCGCCUGGUGGGGCUGAGCGCCACGCUGCCCAACUACGAGGACGUGGCCACGUUCCUGCGCGUGGAGCCCGCGCGAGGCCUCUUCUACUUCGACAACAGUUUCCGGCCCGUGCCUCUGGAGCAGACCUACGUGGGGAUCACAGAGAAGAAAGCCAUCAAACGCUUCCAGAUCAUGAACGAGAUCGUCUACGAGAAGAUCAUGGAGCACGCCGGCAAGAACCAGGUGCUGGUGUUCGUGCACUCGCGGAAGGAGACCGGGAAGACGGCGCGGGCGAUCCGGGACAUGUGCCUGGAGAAGGACACGCUGGGGCUCUUCCUGCGCGAGGGGUCCGCCUCCACCGAGGUGCUGCGCACCGAGGCCGAGCAGUGCAAGAACCUGGAGCUGAAGGAUCUGCUGCCCUACGGCUUCGCCAUCCACCACGCCGGCAUGACGCGCGUCGACCGGACGCUGGUGGAGGAUCUCUUCGCCGACAAACACAUCCAGGUCCUGGUGUCCACGGCCACGCUGGCCUGGGGCGUGAACCUGCCGGCGCACACGGUGAUCAUCAAGGGCACGCAGGUGUACAGCCCGGAGAAGGGGCGCUGGACGGAGCUGGGGGCGCUGGACAUCCUCCAGAUGCUGGGCCGUGCCGGGAGGCCGCAGUACGACACGAAGGGAGAGGGAAUUCUCAUCACCUCCCACGGCGAGCUCCAGUACUACCUGUCGCUGCUCAACCAGCAGCUGCCCAUCGAGAGCCAGAUGGUGGCCAAGCUCCCGGACAUGCUCAACGCCGAGGCCGUGCUCGGAAACGUGCAGAACGCCAAGGACGCGGUGAACUGGCUGGGCUACACGUACCUGUACAUCCGCAUGCUGCGCUCGCCCGCGCUCUACGGCAUCGCCCACGAGCACCUGAAGGCCGACCCGCUCCUGGAGCAGCGGCGCCUGGACCUCGUGCACACGGCCGCGCUCACGCUCGACAAGAACAACCUGGUCAAGUACGACAAGAAAACCGGGAAUUUCCAGGUGACGGAGCUGGGCCGCAUCGCCAGCCAUUACUACAUCACCAACGAGACGGUGCAGACGUACAACCAGCUGCUGAAACCCACGCUGAGCGAGAUCGAGCUCUUCCGCGUCUUCUCGCUGUCCUCCGAGUUCCGCAACAUCACCGUGCGCGAGGAGGAGAAGCUGGAGCUGCAGAAGCUUCUGGAACGAGUCCCGAUCCCGGUGAAGGAGAGCAUCGAGGAGCCCAGUGCCAAGAUCAACGUGCUGCUCCAGGCCUUCAUCUCGCAGCUGAAGCUGGAGGGAUUCGCCCUCAUGGCCGACAUGGUCUACGUCACCCAGUCGGCCGGGAGGCUGAUGAGAGCCAUCUUCGAGAUCGUCCUGAACCGCGGCUGGGCGCAGCUCACCGACAAAACCCUCAACCUCUGCAAGAUGAUCGACAAGCGCAUGUGGCAGUCCAUGUGUCCCCUGCGCCAGUUCAAGAAGCUGCCCGAGGAGGUGGUGAAGAAGAUCGAGAAGAAGAAUUUCCCCUUCGAGCGCCUCUACGACCUCAACCACAACGAGAUCGGGGAGCUGAUCCGGAUGCCGAAAAUGGGGAAAACCAUCCAUAAAUACGUGCACCUGUUCCCCAAGCUGGAGCUGUCCGUGCACCUGCAGCCCAUCACGCGCUCCACGCUCAAGGUGGAGCUCACCAUCGCGCCCGACUUCCAGUGGGACGAGAAGGUUCACGGCUCCUCGGAGGCGUUCUGGAUCCUGGUGGAGGACGUGGACAGCGAGGUGAUCCUGCACCACGAGUAUUUCCUGCUCAAGGCCAAGUACGCGCAGGACGAGCACCUGGUGACGUUCUUCGUGCCCGUCUUCGAGCCGCUGCCGCCGCAGUACUUCAUCCGCGUGGUGUCGGACCGCUGGCUCUCCUGCGAGACGCAGCUCCCGGUGUCCUUCCGGCACCUGAUCCUGCCGGAGAAGUACCCUCCUCCCACGGAGCUGCUGGACCUGCAGCCGCUGCCGGUGUCGGCGCUGCGCAACAGCGCCUUCGAGAGCCUCUACCAGGACAAGUUCCCCUUCUUCAACCCCAUCCAGACCCAAGUGUUCAACACGGUGUACAACAGCGACGACAACGUCUUCGUGGGCGCGCCCACGGGCAGCGGCAAGACCAUCUGCGCCGAGUUCGCCAUCCUGCGCAUGCUCCUGCAGAACGCCGAGGGCCGCUGCGUCUACAUCACGCCCAUGGAGGCCCUGGCCGAGCAGGUUUUCAUGGAUUGGUACGAGAAAUUCCAGGAGCGCCUCAACAAGAAGGUGGUGCUCCUCACCGGGGAGACCAGCACGGACCUGAAGCUGCUGGGAAAAGGGAACAUCAUCAUCAGCACGCCGGAGAAGUGGGAUAUCCUGUCCCGCCGCUGGAAGCAGCGCAAGAACGUGCAGAACGUCAACCUGUUCAUCGUGGAUGAAGUGCACCUGAUCGGGGGCGAGAACGGGCCCGUGCUGGAGGUGAUCUGCUCGCGCAUGCGCUACAUCUCGUCGCAGAUCGAGCGGCCGAUCCGCAUCGUGGCGCUGAGCUCGUCGCUGUCCAACGCCAAGGACGUGGCGCACUGGCUGGGCUGCAGCGCCACCGCCACCUUCAACUUCCACCCCAACGUGCGCCCCGUGCCCCUGGAGCUGCACAUCCAGGGUUUCAACAUCAGCCACACGCAGACGCGGCUGCUGUCCAUGGCCAAGCCCGUGUACCACGCCGUGAUGAAGCACUCGCCCAAAAAACCCGUCCUGGUCUUCGUCCCGUCCCGCAAGCAGACGCGGCUCACGGCCAUCAACAUCCUGACCACCUGCGCCUCCGACGUCCAGCGCCACAGGUUCCUGCACUGCGCCGAGAAGGACCUGGUGCCGUACCUGGAGAAGCUGAGCGACCCCACGCUGAAGGAGACGCUGGUGAACGGGGUCGGGUACCUGCACGAGGGGCUGACGGCCAUGGAGCGGCGCGUGGUGGAGCAGCUCUUCAGCUCCGGAGCUGUCCAGGUGAUGGUGGCCUCGCGCAGCCUCUGCUGGGGCAUGAACAUCUCGGCCCACCUGGUGAUCAUCAUGGACACGCAGUACUACAACGGCAAGAUCCACGCGUACGUGGAUUACCCCAUCUACGACGUGCUGCAGAUGGUGGGCCACGCCAACCGCCCGCUGCAGGACGACGAGGGGCGCUGCGUCAUCAUGUGCCAGGGCUCCAAGAAGGAUUUCUUCAAGAAGUUCCUGUACGAGCCGCUGCCGGUGGAGUCGCACCUGGACCACUGCAUGCACGACCACUUCAACGCCGAGAUCGUCACCAAGACCAUCGAGAACAAGCAGGACGCCGUGGACUACCUGACCUGGACCUUCCUGUACCGCAGGAUGACCCAGAACCCCAACUACUACAACCUGCAAGGCGUGUCGCACCGGCACCUGUCGGAUCACCUGUCGGAGCUGGUGGAGCAGACGCUCAGCGACCUGGAGCAGUCCAAGUGCAUCAGCAUCGAGGACGAGAUGGACGUGGCGCCGCUCAACCUGGGCAUGAUCGCCGCCUACUACUACAUCAACUACACCACCAUCGAGCUGUUCAGCAUGUCGCUCAACGCCAAGACCAAGGUGCGGGGGCUGCUGGAGAUCAUCUCCAACGCCGCCGAGUACGAGAACAUCCCGAUCCGGCACCACGAGGACAACCUGCUCCGACAGCUGUCCCAGAAGGUGCCCCACAAGCUGACCAACCCCAAAUUCAACGACCCCCACGUCAAGACCAACCUGCUGCUGCAGGCACACCUGUCACGGAUGCAGCUGAGCGCCGAGCUGCAGUCGGACACCGAGGAGAUCCUGAGCAAGGCGAUCCGGCUGAUCCAGGCCUGUGUGGACGUGCUCUCCAGCAACGGCUGGCUCAGCCCGGCGCUGGCCGCCAUGGAGCUGGCCCAGAUGGUCACUCAGGCCAUGUGGUCCAAGGACUCGUACCUCAAACAGCUGCCGCACUUCACCUCCGAGCACAUCAAACGCUGCACGGACAAGGGCGUGGAGAGCGUCUUCGACAUCAUGGAGAUGGAGGACGAGGAGCGCACGGCGCUGCUGCAGCUGCCCGAGGCGCAGAUCGCCGACGUGGCGCGCUUCUGCAACCGCUACCCCAACAUCGAGCUGUCCUACGAGGUGGGGGACAGGGACAACAUCCGCAGCGGUGGCCCCGUGGUGGUGCUGGUGCAGCUGGAGCGGGAGGAGGAGGUCACCGGGCCGGUCAUCGCACCGCUGUUCCCACAGAAGCGGGAGGAGGGCUGGUGGGUGGUGAUCGGUGACUCCAAGUCCAACAGCCUCAUCUCCAUCAAACGCCUGACGCUGCAGCAGAAGGCCAAGGUGAAGCUGGAUUUCGUGGCGCCGGCGCCGGGCGCGCAGCACUACACGCUCUACUUCAUGAGCGACGCCUACAUGGGCUGCGACCAGGAGUACAAAUUCAGCGUGGACGUCAAAGAGGCCGAGAGCGACUCCGACUCCGACUGACGGACGCACGGAGUCCCACAAAUCCCACUCCCAAAAAUCCCAGUCCCAAAAAUCCUCGAGUCCAAAAAUCCCAGUCCCAAAAAUCCCAGAGUCCCAAAAAUCCCAGUCCCAGAAAUCCCAGAG
Molecule: messenger RNA, 5491 nt
Organism: Hirundo rustica (Barn swallow)
Lineage: Eukaryota; Metazoa; Chordata; Aves; Passeriformes; Hirundinidae
Gene: SNRNP200
Product: small nuclear ribonucleoprotein U5 subunit 200
Exons: 37
Coding region: 101-5368 (1755 amino acids)
Cellular component (GO): nucleus
Molecular function (GO): nucleic acid binding; ATP binding; ATP hydrolysis activity
Source: RefSeq, a predicted model, not a curated record